GAAGCCCAAAAUCCGUUACUCUCCAAACCGAAACCAUUACCUCUCUCUCUCUCUCUCUCUCUCUCUCUCUCUCUCGCUGGAUAUCCAUGUUCUAGGUCGGUUGAGCUCGAACAACUCCGAGUAUACUCGACCAUGAAAUCAAGUCGUCGACUAUUCGAAACCCUAAUUGGAAACAAGAACAACAACGGCAUUGCCCAGCAAAAGAUUCGAUGGUACUACACUAACAGGCAACAGACCCUGUACUCGAAGAUCAGUCCGAUGGGGGACCCUGGCACCAGCGUCACCCCAGAGCUCGACGCCUGGCUCGAGAAGGGCAAAAAGGUCCGAGUCGCUGAGCUCAUCCGCCUCCUUCACGACCUCCGCAAGCGCAAGCGCUUCUCCCAUGCCCUCGAGGUUUCUGAGUGGAUGAAUAAGAGAGGUAUUUGUGCAUUCUCACCAACUGAGCACGCCGUGCAGUUGGAUCUGAUUGGAAAGGUCCAGGGAAUUCAUUCUGCGGAAACCUAUUUUAAUAACUUGAGGGACCAAGAUAAAACAGAUAAGACAUAUGGUGCUCUCUUAAAUUGUUAUGUCGGACAUCGCCGAAUUGAGAAGUCCUUGUCUCAUUUUCAGAAAAUGAAGGAGAUAGGUUUUGCUUCGUCUGCGCUCACAUACAAUGGCAUCAUGUGCCUGUAUGCAAAUAAGGGUCAAUAUGAAAAGGUCCCAGAUAUCCUAAAAGAGAUGAAGAGGAACAAAGUUUCCCCUGACAAUUUCAGCUACAGAAUCUGCAUCAACUCAUAUGGAGUGAGAUCGGACAUUGAAGGAAUGGAAGAGAUAUUGAAGGAAAUGGUGAGCCAUCCCCACAUUCUGAUGGAUUGGAACACAUAUUCAGUUGUGGCAAACUUUUACAUCAAGGGAGGUCUAAAAGAUAAGGCAAUUGAUGCCAUGAGAAAAUGCGAAGAAAGACUAAGCAACAAAGAUGGUUUGGGCUAUAACCAUUUGAUUUCAUUCUAUGCCCGUCUUGAGAAUAAGGAUGAAGUCUUGAGGUUAUGGGAUCUUGAGAAGAGUUCUUGUAAGAGGUGUAUCAAUAGGGAUUAUAUUACCAUGUUGGAAUCCCUAGUGCGGAUUGGUGACCUCAACGAAGCUGAGAAAGUGCUGAAGGAGUGGGAGGCAUCUGGUAAUUGUUUUGAUUUUCGAGUACCAAAUACAAUUGUAACUGGGUAUUGCGAAAAGGGUUCUGUUGAGAAAGCCGAGGCAAUGCUUUUAGACUUGAAAAAAGGGGGAAGGACUCCAACCCCAAACAGUUGGGGCAACGUGGCAGAAGGGUACCUAAAUAAGGGAGAAAUGGUGAAGGCUAAGGAUUCCAUGAAGGUGGCUCUCUCUCUAUUUGUGGGAAGUAAAGGGUGGAAGCCCAAUCCUAAAGUGCUUUCCGUCAUAUUGAGCUGGCUUGGUGACAAUGGGGACAUCAAAGAUGUAGAAGAUUUUGUGGGUUCUUUGAGGAGAGUUGUUACGAUGGAUAGACUGAUGUAUCAUGCGUUACUCAAGUCAAAUAUUAAAAGUGGGAAAGAAGUUGAUGAGAUUCUGAGCAGCAUGAAGGCUGAUAAAAUAGAUGAAGACGACGAAACUAAAGAGAUCCUUGGCCUGAGGCAUAAUGAAACUAACUGAUCUGGUCCUUGUUGCUUUGCUUUAUCGGAGUUUGAUGACAUACUUUUCCCUCGCUAAGGGUUGGAGGCCCCAGUCAUCGUUUCUGUUGUCCGAGAUGUCCAAGGCAUUCAUAAUAAUAAGAAACCAAGGGCAUUCAUGGUGAAUCAGAUAUUACUACGGUCGAGUUUCGUCUUCAUCACCCUAGUCAAACUGUUUCUUGGGCUUCCAAUAUAGUAGGGCUGCUAAACGAACUAAGCUACUCGGGUUUGAGCUCGUGGUCGUUUGUUAAAAGCUUGUUCAAUAUUGGCCUGUUAAUAUAUAUACCAAGCUUGAACAUUUUUUUGAAGCUCGUUAAGAUUUCAAACCAAGCUUGAACAAACUAUUACUUGGUUCGUUUGGCUUGUGUUUGGCUUGAUUAAAGCUUGUUUGAGAUCAGCUCGUCUUAUAAGCAAGCUAAGUUUAAACAUAUUUUUGAGGCUCGUUAAGUUUUCAAAC
Molecule: messenger RNA, 2115 nt
Organism: Rhododendron vialii
Lineage: Eukaryota; Viridiplantae; Streptophyta; Magnoliopsida; Ericales; Ericaceae
Product: pentatricopeptide repeat-containing protein At4g21705, mitochondrial
Exons: 2
Coding region: 133-1641 (502 amino acids)
Cellular component (GO): mitochondrion
Molecular function (GO): protein binding
Source: RefSeq, a predicted model, not a curated record